Molecule: messenger RNA, 2936 nt
Organism: Schistocerca gregaria
Lineage: Eukaryota; Metazoa; Arthropoda; Insecta; Orthoptera; Acrididae
Product: Down syndrome cell adhesion molecule-like protein Dscam2
Exons: 15
Coding region: 261-2711 (816 amino acids)
Biological process (GO): cell-cell adhesion; axon guidance
Cellular component (GO): plasma membrane; axon
Molecular function (GO): protein binding
Source: RefSeq, a predicted model, not a curated record
UGUGCCAGGCAUCAAAUGGAAUUGACUCAGGUCUCAGUAAAGUGGCACAUCUUUCUGUUCAUGUUCCUCCGAGAUUCUCCACACACACUACAAAUGUUACAGUACCAAAGGGAAGCACUGCUAUACUUAACUGCACAGUGGCUGCUGACAAACCAAUAUCCAUUACCUGGUACCAAAAUAAUCAUGAACUUAAGCCUAAGCAACACCCAAAAAUAAAUAUUAAAAAAGAGAAUACAAGCAAAGGAGUAACAUCAACACUCAUGUUCAAACAUGUUCGCAGAGAAGAUACUUCAUCCUUUAUUUGUGUUGCCUCAAACAAAUAUGGAAAGGACCAAUUAGAAAUGAAACUUAUUGUCCAGGAAACUCCUGAACCACCUACUAAUGUUCGUGUAAAUAACUUCACAAGCCGAUCAGUCUCUCUCAGUUGGGAGCAGCCAUAUAAUGGAAACAGUGCCAUUGGAGCUUACAUAGUGCAGUAUAAGAACACAACAGCAGUUCCUUGGCACCAGAAUGUUGUCCAGGUUGUAGUUCGAGGAGAUCAGCUGAAUGUUACCCUCAAAGAUCUGAAACCUGCAAAUGGUUACCAGUUCCAAAUUAGAGCAGAAAAUUCUGUUGGUGUAUCCAAUGCAAGUGAAACAGUAACUCUGACUACGCUGGAAGAAAUACCAGAAGCACCACCGAGGGACAUCGAGAUUAAAGUGAAAGAUUCCAAAACACUUCUAGUGACCUGGAAGCCACCUGAUGAAAGCCUACAAAAUGGAGAAAUAUUGGGAUAUUAUAUCGGGUAUAAGAUCAGUAAUUCAUCAGAGCCAUUCCAUUACAAAACUUUUGAAGUAACCCCUGGAAUGGAACUGCGAAAUACAUUGAAUGAAUUGCAGAAAUUUACAGAGUACAGUGUCUUAGUUCAAGCAUAUAACAGAGCUGGUGCUGGCCCGCACAGUAAAGAAGUCACUGCUACAACAGAGGAAGAUGUGCCAGGAGCACCACCUAGUGAUGUUCAGUGCACAGCAUUGUCUUCACAGAGAAUUUUAGUGCUGUGGUCUAGUCCUCCAGAAUCUGCUAUCAAUGGAAUACUGAAGGGUUACAAAGUACUCUACCGCUCACUGGCAGACUUUGAAGACUUCUCACAUCCUGUGGAACAAAUAACAAGAGACAAUAAAUUGGAAUUAGCUAAUCUUGAUCGAUUCUGUAACUACAGUAUAGAAGUUUGUGCAUUUACCAACAAAGGUGAUGGUGUUAAAAGCCGGCCAAUAUUUUGUAGGACGUUGGAGGAUGUACCCAGUGAACCUGCAGACAUAAAGGCUCUUAUAAUGGAUUCAAGAACAAUUCUAGUCUCUUGGAGACCUCCAAACUACCCAAAUGGCAGAAUCCAGAAGUACAAAGUGUAUGUGAGAUCACUGGAUGGAAUAGGUUUGGACAAGGACAGCUUUGACAUUCCUGCUGAGCAGACCUUUUACACUAUCACUCAUUUAGAGUUGCACCACCGUUAUGAAUUCUGGGUGUCAGCAUUUACAGCAGUUGGAGAAAGUGCUGGGUCCAGACAUAUCGUGCAGGCUCCAGCAAGUCAUGUACCUGCACAAAUAGCAUCUUUCACACAACAGGUGAUAGCUGUACUUCAUGAAGACUUGCACCUGUCUUGCAAUUAUGUUGGAGAACCGGCACCACUUCGCCACUGGAGAAAGAAUGACAAACCAGUGCAAGACAGCAGUGUGAAAAUUAAUGAUGAAUGGCAGCUUUACAUCAGCUCAGUAAGACCUUCACAUGCUGGAAACUACACAUGCUCUGUGGAAAACAGAUUUGGGAAAGAUGAGAUAACAUAUUAUGUGAAAGUUCAAGGAAACAGAAAUAAAGGAAUUCCGCCCACACCAAGUGAUCUACGAGUUACUUCCAGAAGCAUUUCAAGCAUUCUGCUUCAUUGGAACAUUUCUUUGGAAAUUAAUAACAUUAUUCAAGGGUUUUCUUUGCAUUUCAAAAGGGAAUUUGGAGAAUGGGAAAAAAUAGUAUUAACAGCAGAUGAUCUGAGUUAUUUAUUGAGUAAUCUCCAAUGUGGAACCAGAUAUUAUUUGUAUCUGCAGACAUUCAACCAACUGGGGCAAAGUUCACCUACACCCACAAUCAUGACACGCACUCAAGGCUCAGCCACAAUUUCACCCGAUACAGCAGAGCAUUCAGUAUCUGGGGACAAAACAUUUUAUAGUGAUCUUUUGAUAAUAGGACCAACAGCAUCAGCAGUUAUUGUUCUUCUCGCAGCUGCCACUGGUCUUUUCAUGUAUCUCAGGAAAAAUCAAGAGAUGUUCUCAUCAAGUCCAUUUGGAGAUAAACCAUUGAAGAAGGAUUUAAUGUCAGAAGCAGAUAAGAGGACUGUUGCACCCAUUUAUGACAGUGAUGAUGGACUGGUCGCACUAAGUACAACACCACAGGAGUCUGUGUACCUGCCUACACCACUACAAGUUUCACAUUCUCAUAGAAAAGGCAUAAGCCCCUAUGCAACAUUUCGAGUUCCUUUAGAAGGAUCAAUGAAAAAUGCUGAAAAUAUCGAGUCAUGUGUGUCAUCUGGAUCUGUUCAGUACACUGGACAUGUUAAGAUCUCAGAAAAGCCUGACUGUUGUACAGAAUUGACAUAUUCAAAAAUCCAAGAGAAUUCACAGUGUAGUAAUGAAGGACCUGAGUGGAUACCACUUCAUAAUUUGUACCAGGCUCAUAGAUACUAGUGGCCAACCCUCUCAGUAUCAUGGAGCAUUAUGCAUUAUUGCCGCUACAGGAAAUUUGUUAUACAAUUUAUUAAGUGCCUUUUCAUGAAUAAUAUUUUUAAUGAGUUGUGUAUUGUAAUUAAGACAUUGUAUAAUAGUGUUUUCCCAUCUCAGGUACAAUGAAUGUCUAUGUAAACUGUGUUGUAUAUAAUGUAUUUGUAUUUGACAAUAAUGUUUGUAACAAAU